This is a messenger RNA of Pleuronectes platessa (European plaice), 993 nucleotides long. RefSeq names its product G protein-coupled receptor 3 (gene gpr3). Bases 1 to 993 code for a protein of 330 amino acids. Gene Ontology annotation, molecular function: G protein-coupled receptor activity. Gene Ontology annotation, cellular component: membrane. The transcript has a single exon. NCBI's taxonomy places the organism in Eukaryota, Metazoa, Chordata, Actinopteri, Pleuronectiformes, Pleuronectidae. The record is from RefSeq and is a predicted model, not a curated record. Gene Ontology annotation, biological process: G protein-coupled receptor signaling pathway.
AUGAUCCUGAACGCCUCUGACCUGGGCUGGGACGAGUCCUCAGGUGCUGACCCCUUCCUCCCCGUGGACCAGCUGGAUGGCCCGUCUUCAUACGAGGUCCCGCCCCUCACGGUGUGGGGCGUGGCCCUGUGUGUUUCCGGAACUCUCAUCGCCACCGAGAACGCCAUCGUCGUCACCACCAUCCUGGCCACGCCGUCCUUGCGCGCCCCAGUGUUCCUGCUGCUGAUCAGCCUGGGGCUGGCAGACCUCCUGGCGGGCGUCGCCCUAGUCCUCCAGUUCCUCUUCGUUUUCUGUGUGGAGCCCAGUGAUUGGUCAGAGCUGCUGACCUCGGGACUGCUGGUGACGUCGCUGACCGCUUCGCUCUGCAGCCUGAUGGGCGUGGCCCUGGACCGGUACCUGUCUCUUAGCCACGCCCUCACCUACGGAUCGGGACAAUCCCGCCGCAGAGCCGCGGGCCUCCUGCUGCUGGUGUGGCUGGGCGCCUGUGUGAUCGGAGCGGGGCCUGCGAUGGGCUGGCACUGCCUCGGGGAGCCGGACUCCUGCUCUGUGGCUCGACCCCUGACGCGGACAUACCUGUCGCUGCUGUGUGGGGGCUUCCUGGUGGUUGUCAUGGUCACCCUGCAGCUGUACGCCGGGAUCUGCCGCGUGGCGAGGCGGCACGCCCACGCCAUCGCCACCCAGAGGCACUUCCAGACAGCCAACCACUCAUAUGCAAGCCAUCACAGCAGUGGGCGGGGCUUCUCACGGCUGAUCCUGGUGCUCGGUGUGUUUGUGGGCUGCUGGAUGCCUUUCUCCCUCUGGGGGCUGCUGGGAGACGCCUCCAGCUCCCCUCUGUACACCUAUGUCACCUUGGUGCCAGCAGCCGGCAGCUCCCUGCUGAACCCCAUCCUCUACAGUCUGAGGAACAAAGACAUCCGCAAGGUGCUGCUUCAGGCCUGCUGCCCCCACAGAUGCCAGCACAACGCACAGAUACACUACCCAGUGGAUGUGUAG